Messenger RNA from Daktulosphaira vitifoliae (grape phylloxera), 1115 nucleotides. RefSeq lists its product as uncharacterized. The coding region runs from base 113 to 886 and encodes 257 amino acids. Lineage: Eukaryota; Metazoa; Arthropoda; Insecta; Hemiptera; Phylloxeridae. The record is from RefSeq and is a predicted model, not a curated record. The transcript is spliced from 8 exons.
AAUAUUUUCAAAUUCCCUAUAUAUAUAUACAAAGUGAUAAGAAAGAAUUAUAUUCUGAUUAUUGGUAUUAUUCUUCAAACUCUCAGAAAUUUGUUUUAACUAAAUAUUUUAGAUGGAUUACAUUAUUAAAAUUGCUGAAAUGAAUUUUUACUUGGGAUUAUUCAUUGUAUUGGCCAGUUCGAUGAAUAAUCUUAAUGAAGCCGAAGAAAAUUCUUCGUAUGACAUAACUAAUGAUGAUGUUUGUAUAAUAUGUCAUGGUGAAAAUAUAGAAUUAGGGUCAUUUAAUAACUGUGUACACAAAAUAUGUAUUGAAUGUUCAAAAACAAUGCGUUUUAAUUAUGUUUGUGAAUGUCCAAUAUGCCAUAAUGAAAAUACCGAAGUUACUGGUGUUCAACCAGAUACUGAUAAUAUAUGUUACACUUGUGGAAAAGAACCAGUAACAGUAGACAUUGGUUGUAUAAAUAAUCACAUGACGGGUAAUAAUUGUGCUUAUAGAGCGAUUAAUGUCUUACAAUUGCCCUAUAAUUGUCUAUACUGUAACAACGGUACCCUUGGUUACAAAAAUGUCCACGAACCUAAAAUUUCUUCAACAGGUGAAGAUGAAAUAUGUUUGUGUAAAUCUGAACAUGUCAGUCAUUUAUUGAUGCCUUGUAAUCAUCACAUUGGAACUUUGUGUUCACUCUAUUUACGAAGCAAUUCUAAGGACUGUUUUUUAUGUGGAGCGAUAGUUGAUGAAUGUAUAUCUAUAAAAGAAUUUCACAAAAGAGAAAUGGAAAACAUAGAAAAAGCCAGAAAGACUGAAGAAGCCAAAAAAAAUAAAAAAUAUAGAGCUCUAAAAAUGUUUUUAUGUAAUACAUAUGGAGAAUCAUCGAGUCAUGAUGAUUAAUAUGAUUCCUUUGAUUUAUUUAAAAGGACAACAAUGAAUAUUUCUACAGAAUAAUAAAUCACGGAAAUAUUUUUAUGAUUUAUUUUUAAUUCAAAAUUCUAAUGAUAAUAACUAUACAUUUUCUUUUAUUAUAAAGUGAUAAUUGUAGUAAUAAUAAACAUAUAAAACAAAUUUGUGAUAUUAAAGAAAAAUGUUAAUACUCAAUUAAUAAAAAAACAUUUAUAACUAC